AUGGCGUCGUUGAGCAGCAUGGGCGCCGCCUCCGCGGCCGCAGCGCCUCCUGCAGAGCGGCUGGCGGCGCGCCCGCACGUCAUACUUCUGGCUAGCCCCGGCGCCGGCCACCUCAUCCCCCUGGCCGAGCUGGCGCGGCGGCUCGUCGAGCUCCAUGGCUUCGCGGCCACGAUUGUCACGUUCACCAACUUCUCCGCCCCAGAACUACUUGCUUGCCUCCCCGCCUCCGUCGCCACCGUCGCGCUCCCCGCCGUCCAGAUGGACGACCUCCCCAAGAACGGCGGCGUGCUCGUGGAGCUCACCCGCCGGUCCCUCCCCAAUAUCCGCGCCCUCGUCCGCUCCAUCAGCAACUCCACCAGUACAGCCCCGCUCGCGGCGCUGGUGGCGGACUUCAUGUGCUCCACCGCGCUGCCCAUCGCCGCCGAGCUCGGCGUCCCGGGAUACCUCUUCGUCCCUAGCAACCUGGCCCAUGUCGCCCUCACGCGCUACGUCGUUGAGAUCAACGAAGGCGCCGCUCCCGGCGAAUACCGCGAUCUUGCGGUGCCUCUCGAGCUUCCCGGCGGCGUCUCGCUACGCCACGCGGACCUCCCGGACGGGUACCGUUCCAAGCACCAGGGUUAUGUGCAAACUGUGGAGUGGAGCCGGUGCCACUGCCUCGGCGAUGGCGUGCUGGUGAACACGUUCUACGAGAUGGAACCUGCUACCGUGGAAGCGUUCAAGCAGCUGGCGGUACCGGAACAAGGUUCAGGCGCGUUCUUCUUCCCGCCGGUGUUCCCCGUGGGGCCAUCCGUCAGGCGACCAGACCGCCACGAACCCACCGCCGGCGAGUUUUCGCCGUGCUUGGAGUGGCUUGAUCGUCAGCCAGCCGGUUCUGUGGUGUACGUCGCCUUCGGGAGCCGCGGGGCACUUUCUGUGGAGCAGACGGCCAAGCUCGCGGCUGGUCUCGAGACGAGCGGCCAAAGGUUUCUUUGGGUUGUACGGAUGCCAAGCACCGCCGGCGGCGACGAUCCGUUGGCGUGGCUCCCGGAGGGCUUCUUGGCGAGGACAAGUGGCAGGGGCCUAGCCGUGGCGGCGUGGGCGCCUCAGGUGCGCGUGCUGGCUCACCCUGCGACGGCCGCCUUCGUGUCACACUGCGGGUGGAACUCGACGCUGGAGAUCCUUCUUUUAUUCUAA
Molecule: messenger RNA, 1173 nt
Organism: Triticum dicoccoides
Lineage: Eukaryota; Viridiplantae; Streptophyta; Magnoliopsida; Poales; Poaceae
Product: hydroquinone glucosyltransferase-like
Exons: 1
Coding region: 1-1173 (390 amino acids)
Molecular function (GO): UDP-glycosyltransferase activity
Source: RefSeq, a predicted model, not a curated record